AUGCCAGCUGAACACACUCUCACCAAGGACGCACCUGCUCCUCUUCCUGGAAUCUAUUCCCAAGCUGUUCGAGCUGGAAACUAUGUCUACACUUCUGGAUCAGUAGGUAUGACCAAAGAAGGUCAGAUGGUUGAAGGCACUGUUCAAGACAGGACUCGACAAGUUAUCCAAAACCUUGAUGCCAUCCUCCAAGGAUCAGGUAUGACUCUCAAAAACGUCGUCAAGGCAAACAUUUACCUUUCUAACCUUUCUCGAGAUUUCAAUGCAGUCAACGAGAUCUGGAAGGAAAUGAUGCCCGAACCUAAACCAUCUCGAACAUGUAUAGGAGUAGCUGAACUUCCCGCCGGCGGUACAGAUGUUGAGAUUGAAUUUACAGCUUACGACGGUUAA
Messenger RNA from Kwoniella shivajii, 390 nucleotides. RefSeq lists its product as uncharacterized. The record is from RefSeq and is a predicted model, not a curated record. Gene Ontology annotation, cellular component: mitochondrion; cytosol. Gene Ontology annotation, molecular function: deaminase activity. The transcript has 5 exons. Lineage: Eukaryota; Fungi; Basidiomycota; Tremellomycetes; Tremellales; Cryptococcaceae. The coding region runs from base 1 to 390 and encodes 129 amino acids.